Acaromyces ingoldii is the source of this 1465-nucleotide messenger RNA. RefSeq names its product S-adenosyl-L-methionine-dependent methyltransferase. Gene Ontology annotation, biological process: methylation. Bases 272 to 1348 code for a protein of 358 amino acids. Lineage: Eukaryota; Fungi; Basidiomycota; Exobasidiomycetes; Exobasidiales; Cryptobasidiaceae. Gene Ontology annotation, molecular function: nucleic acid binding; methyltransferase activity. The transcript is spliced from 4 exons. The record is from RefSeq and is a predicted model, not a curated record.
GACAAAAGAGGCAGGGUGAGUGAGGCUGUUGCUGCCAGGUGAAGAACACGGAAGGAGACAGACAGGCUUCGACGUGCAAGAUUGGGCCGACGUCGUGGAGUAGUCUAAUUUUAGCGUCACUUCACGCACGCUUGCGUGCUCAUCGAUUCGACGUGGAGGCAGGCGCGCGACGCAGGGUCCAUUAGGAAGAGGAAAGAAAGGGUGGGUGGAGGGAAGAAGAAGUGAGGGAAGAAGACAAGCGGGUGUUGAGGCUCUUCCGAUCACCUUGGCAAUGACGGACGCAAGCCGACUGGAGCAGGCACUCGUCGAGGUGGGCACACAGCUGGCCAGCAGCGGCUACCGCUUCUGGGCGCCCACGCCCGAGACGCACGCAAAGGUCGUGGCGCGCCUGACGGACGAGCAGGCUAGGCUGCCGACGGCGACGACGAGGCAGGACCUCUGGGGCUGGAGCCUGCCGCUUGGGCACAGCUCGUCGCUGCUGUCGGGUCUCUCGUCCGUGGCGCAGGAAGCGCUCCUCGCGCCAAGCUCGAGCUCGCAGCAGCGCCGUCCCCUCGCCCGCUUCUCGUCCCUGUACCCCUCCGCGUCGUCGCACUCACUUCAGCAAGUCCUCUAUGCGCACUCGCCAUGGCCCACGACGGACACGGACGCCGUCUUCUUUGGGCCAGACACCUACCGCUUCCUCCGCUUCCUCGACGCCGCCCUUGGCCGCGAGAAGGGCCGCUCCUUUCGGCUGGCCGUCGAUGUCGGCUGCGGCGCCGGUGCUGGCGCGAUCCACCUCGCCGCUGCUGGGCUGAGCGGGGGUGGGGCCGCGCCAGAUGAAAAGGCCUGCGAGCGCGUCGUGGGGCUCGACAUCAACGAGCGCGCAUUCACCUUUGCAAGAGCCAAUGCCGCCCUCCACCGCAGCUUGUCGGCCAGCAGCGGGGGCGCCGAGGUGGAGUGGAGAAAGAGUGACCUGUUCUCGGCACUGUCGCACGAUGAGCUGGACCAGCUUGACCUCGUCAUCAGCAACCCGCCCUACAUUGCCUUUGACGCCGGCAAGGGCUCCACCUAUGCCGACGGGGGCGAGCAGUCUGGCCUUGCGCUGCCUGUCCUCAUUGCGCGCCAGGCGCUCGAGCGCCUCUCGCGCGGCGGCCUCUGCAUGCUCUAUACGGGCGUGCCCAUCGGCCUCGACGGCUCCGACCCGCUGCGCGCUGCUCUCGAGGCCGAACAGGACCGCGCCGAGCUCGUCUACUACGACGUCAUGGACGUCGAUGUGUUUGGCGACGAGCUGCGCGACGCAGAGGGCGCCUAUGGCCGCUCCGGCGUGGGCCAGAUUGCCGUCAUCGGCGCAGUCGUGCGGAAGCGGUAGUUGCAGGGACUGCCACCGCCCUGAUGUCUCAUCACUGUUCAUCAUAAUUCAACUCUUUCAUCGUCGGGCGCUGUCAUGCUCCUCAUCACAGCAGGAGGCUCGCACCUAAUUACUGGC